Molecule: messenger RNA, 1886 nt
Organism: Diuraphis noxia (Russian wheat aphid)
Lineage: Eukaryota; Metazoa; Arthropoda; Insecta; Hemiptera; Aphididae
Product: ATP-dependent RNA helicase vasa-like
Molecular function (GO): ATP binding; RNA helicase activity; nucleic acid binding
Source: RefSeq, a predicted model, not a curated record
GUGGUACUAACGUUCGUUAAAGGUUUAAAUUAUUUAUGUUUUUAGGUAUUAGCCUUAGAGUUUUGAACGUUCCAUCCACCCAUGCUGAAUUGUUAUUGUUACACUUCUGUUGACUAGUUGACUUAUGAACAAUGCUUACCUCCUCUAAUCUUUAAUAAUAUUUGAACAUCAGUUGAAUAUGGAUUCUCUCAACGAACCAAUUGCUAAUGAAACUUCUGAAGAUUAUGAUAUUUCAAAAACCCGAUGCCGAGGACGAGGAUUUUUAAUAAAAAAGAUGAAUCAAAGACUCAGUAAUGGAAAAUCUGAGAAUUUAUCGUCAUCAUCAAUAUUGUCGUCACAAGAUAUGAAGAGCAAUGCGGUGGUACAUAACCAAGACCUUGUUAACAAAUCUUGUUUUCAAGACCAGGAAUAUGAAUAUGAAAAGCCUGCUAGAUCAAUUUACAUCCCACCUGAACCCAAUGAAAAUGAUGAAUCUAUUUAUGAGGAUGGAAUCAGUUCUGGUAUAAAUUUUGAAAAGUUCAACGAUAUUGAAGUGAAGGUUAAUGGGGAAAAUGUACCCAAACCUAUUGAAAGUUUUGAAACCUUGAACAAUGUACCAGAAAAGCUAAUGGAGAAUAUUAGAAAGUGUAAUUUUUUGAAACCAACCCCCAUUCAGAAAUAUUCUAUUCCAAUUAUUUUAUCUGGUAAAGACUUAAUGGCCACAGCGCAAACUGGUUCAGGAAAAACGGUUGCUUAUGUUUUACCAAUCAUACAAAAAUUACUCAUGAAUCCACAAAUUUUAGUAAAAGAUAGUGUACAUAGUGAACCACAAGUUGUUAUAAUGGCACCUACAAGAGAAUUGGCUGUUCAAAUUAAAAUGGUUGUUUUGAAAUUAACAAGAGGUACUGGAAUCUCAUUGUUUGUCUGUUAUGGUGGUACUUUAGUCAGUCAUCAAAAAGAUAAAAUUCUUAAAGGUUGUCACAUACUUGUAGCGACACCAGGUAGAUUAAAUGAAUUUGUUCAACAUGGUUUCAUAACAUUUUCAUCUUUGAGAUUUUUUGUUUUGGAUGAAGUUGAUAGGAUGUUAGACAUUGAUUCAAAACCGGAUAUUGAUAAAGUUUUGGAUCAUUUUUCAAUGCCGUCUGUUAUGAAUAGACAGACAAUUAUGUUGUCAGCUACUUUACCAGAUGUCACCCAGCAUUUAGCAAAAUAUUAUUUAAACAAAAAUUAUUUAUUUUUAGCAGUUGGUAUUAUAAGUAGUGCUUCAAAAGAUAUAAAACAAAACUUUUACAUGGUUAAUAGAUUCAAUAAACGUGAAAUUUUAUGCAAUAUUUUAAGAAAAGAUUCAGUAGGAACUAUAGUAUUUGUAAAACAAAAAUGGACUGCAGAUUUCCUUGCCACAUACUUAUGCGAAAAACAUAUUCCAUCAACAAGUAUACAUGGUGAUCGUUUACAAGAUCAGAGAGAAAAUGCUUUAAAUGAUUUUCGUAACGGAAAGAUGAAUGUACUUGUAGCCACUACUGUAGCUUCAAGAGGAUUAGAUAUUAAAUGUGUGAACCAUGUCAUUAAUUAUGACAUGCCUCAAGAAAUUGAAGAGUAUGUGCAAAGGAUUGGACGAACAGGUAGACUGGGAAAUCAAGGCAUUGCUACCUCUUUAUUUGAUCCUGAUGAAGAUCAUCUUUUGAUAGAUCCAAUUAUAAAUACUCUUGCAUCAGCAAAUCAAGAAAUACCUAAUUGGUUACUUAAACUUGGACGUGAAUCCAAAUUUAAUGAUGCUAAUGUUGAUUUUGAUAAAUUUGGAGGCUCAGAUAUAAGAAUUUUAUCAGGAUCAGUUGAUGAAUGCGAAGAAUGGUAAAUUCAUGAUUGAAUAUUGAACAAUUAGGUAAUAAUAAUAAUUAUUGUUUUGU